GUGUCUCUCCUUCCUCCUCUCUCCCGGCGCAGGGAGGCUGAGCCCUCCAGCCUGCACCCUGCGCAAGCACAAGACGAACAGGAAGCCCCGGACACCCUUCACCACGGCGCAGCUGUUGGCCCUCGAGAGGAAGUUUCGGCAGAAGCAGUACCUGUCCAUCGCCGAGCGCGCAGAGUUCUCCAGCUCGCUCAGCCUCACCGAGACACAGGUGAAGAUCUGGUUCCAGAACCGCCGCGCCCAGGCCAAGAGGCUCCAGGAGGCCGAGCCGGAAAAGCUGAAGAUGGCAGCAAAGCCUAUGCUCCCACCCGCUGCUUUCGGCAUCUCCUUCCCGCUGGGAGGCCCAGCCGUGGCCGGUGCCUCUCUGUACGGUGCCUCCAGCCCUUUCCAGCGGGCAGGGCUGCCCGUGGCUCCCGUGGGACUGUACACGGCGCACGUGGGAUACAGCAUGUACCACCUCACAUAGAGCCUGAGCCCUGCC
Messenger RNA from Acanthisitta chloris (rifleman), 478 nucleotides. RefSeq names its product homeobox protein MSX-1. Gene Ontology annotation, molecular function: DNA-binding transcription factor activity, RNA polymerase II-specific; RNA polymerase II transcription regulatory region sequence-specific DNA binding. Gene Ontology annotation, biological process: embryonic morphogenesis; regulation of transcription by RNA polymerase II. NCBI's taxonomy places the organism in Eukaryota, Metazoa, Chordata, Aves, Passeriformes, Acanthisittidae. The record is from RefSeq and is a predicted model, not a curated record. Gene Ontology annotation, cellular component: nucleus. The annotation marks the transcript as partial. The transcript has a single exon.